CUUAGGCUUUCUGUGAUUACUGUUUUUACCAAGCCCAGCCGCAGCUAUAAAAUCGGUUUCUCUCAUUUCCUCGCAUGCUCCGAGUCUUUGCUUCCGCUAUUUCCUACUUUGCUGCUCAUCUCUCUCAGCUCAGCUGCGGUUGCCAUGGAUCCCAAAGUCAUGGAGACAUUUGUGGCCAGUGAGAUCCCCACCUUCAUGAAUCAGCCUCGUCCAUAUAUGUCUAGACCAUCAAUUAUUGUCAAGCUCACUGUGGGGUUGCUCUGGUGCAUCAUCCAUUUGGCAAUCAGCAUUUUUAAUUUCUGGUCUCAUCUGAUUUAUGAUCUAGAAUGCUACCUUAUUUCAUCUGGGUUGCUGUGGAAAUAUCGGAAUCUCCAACUGGAUAGACUCAAGUACUUGGCUAUUGUGGUAGAUAGCAGAGAAGCUAAACAUACUGUGAAGAUCAACCAAUUAUUAUGUUGGCUCUCAACUAUUGGUGUGAAGUAUGUAUGUCUCUACGACAUUGACGGAGUGCUGAAGAAAUCAUUUGAACCUGCUAUGAAUGCUUCAAGAGAGGAUAAUUCAGCAGAAUAUUUGGAAAUGGUAGCAAACAUCAAGGCUUUACACUUUAGUCACAGAGACAUGAUGAUAGACUGUCUUUCUGGGUCUGCUGGCAAGGAAGGUAUUGCUAAAGCAGCCAGUUCACUUUGCUCAACAUAUUUCAAUGGUGAUACUCAUGGGAAUGGCAAAGGUGAGCCGUUAUUUACAGAAGCUGACGUGGCCAGUGCGCUGAAAGCUGUAGGUUGUGGUGGACCAGAACCUGAUCUUCUUUUAGUGUAUGCUCCUGCUAGAUGUCAUUUUGGCUUUCCUGCGUGGAGGUUACGGUACACUGAAAUUAUGCAUAUGGGACCACUGAAAUCAAUGAAAUAUGGAGCCAUUGUGAAAGCCUUCUAUAACUUCUCAAAGAAAUAUCAAAAUUAUGGUAAAUGAUAGCUGAUACUUUUGUAAAGAAGAACAGUAAGUCAUGUAGAGGCACUCUUGGAACUGGAAGCUUAACAGUUAUUUUGACCCUUAUUCUGUUGCUGAUUACAGUAAGAAGGUUAGACAACCAAUGAUCACGACCAAUGUAUUUCCUUUGAAGAAGAUUAAAGUUUUACUGAUAGAACAUACGGGAUUAGGUCCCAUUGUAAAAGUUUGUUCUAAUGACAAUUAAUGUAUUUUUCUGGUACCUGAAUCACAAAUUCUUCCCUUUUUCUGAA
Phragmites australis (common reed) is the source of this 1235-nucleotide messenger RNA. RefSeq lists its product as uncharacterized. The transcript has 8 exons. Gene Ontology annotation, molecular function: ditrans,polycis-polyprenyl diphosphate synthase [(2E,6E)-farnesyl diphosphate specific] activity. Gene Ontology annotation, cellular component: dehydrodolichyl diphosphate synthase complex; endoplasmic reticulum membrane. The coding region runs from base 145 to 966 and encodes 273 amino acids. The record is from RefSeq and is a predicted model, not a curated record. NCBI's taxonomy places the organism in Eukaryota, Viridiplantae, Streptophyta, Magnoliopsida, Poales, Poaceae.